Messenger RNA from Nyctereutes procyonoides (raccoon dog), 5154 nucleotides. It is a transcript of the gene NCS1, whose product is annotated as neuronal calcium sensor 1. The record is from RefSeq and is a predicted model, not a curated record. The coding region runs from base 97 to 669 and encodes 190 amino acids. The transcript has 8 exons. Gene Ontology annotation, molecular function: calcium ion binding; calcium sensitive guanylate cyclase activator activity. NCBI's taxonomy places the organism in Eukaryota, Metazoa, Chordata, Mammalia, Carnivora, Canidae.
CGGCCCGGCCCGCCCGGCCCGGCCCGCCCCGGCCAGCCGCUCCCGCUGGGCGCCCCGACGGGGUCCGGCCGGGGGCGGGGGCCGCGGCCGCCGACGAUGGGGAAAUCCAACAGCAAGUUGAAGCCCGAAGUUGUGGAGGAGCUGACCAGGAAGACCUACUUUACCGAGAAGGAAGUCCAGCAGUGGUACAAGGGCUUCAUCAAGGAUUGCCCCAGCGGGCAGCUGGAUGCUGCAGGCUUCCAGAAAAUCUAUAAGCAGUUCUUCCCAUUUGGAGAUCCUACCAAGUUUGCCACGUUUGUUUUCAACGUCUUUGAUGAAAACAAGGACGGCCGGAUUGAGUUCUCCGAGUUCAUCCAGGCGCUGUCGGUGACCUCGAGGGGAACACUGGACGAGAAGCUUCGGUGGGCCUUCAAGCUCUAUGAUCUGGAUAACGACGGCUACAUCACCAGGAACGAGAUGCUGGACAUUGUGGAUGCCAUUUACCAGAUGGUGGGGAACACCGUGGAGCUCCCUGAGGAAGAGAACACCCCCGAGAAGAGGGUGGACCGGAUCUUUGCCAUGAUGGACAAGAACGCCGAUGGGAAGCUGACCCUGCAGGAGUUUCAGGAAGGAUCAAAGGCUGACCCCUCCAUUGUGCAGGCGCUGUCCCUCUAUGAUGGGCUGGUAUAGUCCAGGACCCAGAGCUGGGAUGCCUGGGAACCACUCACCUCCUCCCGUGCCAUGAGGCCACCGCCGCCCCAACACCACCCUCUGUGUCCACCCAGCCUGUCCGCAUCCAUGGCCAGCUGGGCCGCCCUGGAACCGUGAGGCCCGGCUCUCCUCACCCCUGCCCUGCACCCACCGCCGCCUGAAGCCACCGGCUCCGAUCGCCAACAACCUCUGCUUGUCCAGAAACCGACAUGAAACGGAAAAGGCUAUAGCCCUCUGCAAAACCAAGGACUCGGCUGCUUCGCAGGCAGCCUCUGGGUCCCUCCCGCUCUCCUGCGCGUGUGCUUUUGUUUUUUUAUUUCAAACAGACAUUGAAAAAAGAAAAAAACAAAAACAGAAACCCAACAGCUACCUUCUGUCCUAGGAGGUACAGACUGACAGAUGGGGAGAAGGCCAGCGUAGACCUCAGAGAACACUGCCUCCCGCCUCGGCGUCCUUCGGCAGCCGGAGAGGCCACGGGAGUCGCGGCCUCGGCCACGGCCACGGUGCGCUCGGGGCGUGGCGGGGGCCCGAGUAACGUUAUUCCACGUCCCAUCCUCGAGCGGCGAAACCACCUGCGUGACUAGGAUGAUUAAUGAUGAUGAUGAUGAUUUUUUUUUGUGAUAACAGUAUUGUGCUUUUUGUGGGGAAAGUGAAUUUUUUUUAUACAUAUAUAAUUGAUAUCUUUUAUUUAUUGGUUGUUAACUGUUGCUGCUGCCCCGUGUGUCCAGAGCUCCCAGGGAUGUGGGGCCUCCCGUUUACAUGUGCACGCCCUCGCCCACCUGCGCUUGGGGGGAUGGUGGCCUGCAGCGGCCAAGAAGCCAAAAAACUUUCCUCCUUCUUCUCCUCCUUUUCCCUCUUCUUCUCCUUCUCCUUCUUCUAAUUCUUCUUCUUCUCCUUUCUUUUUUUUUUUUUUUCCAGAUACCGUGCUCGAUGUUUGGAGAGGGGAAGGGUGGGUUUCUUAAAUGGCUAAUGCACUGUUCCCUCCAGCCUGAAUGCCUCCUCUUGAACUCCUUUUCUCUGCUUCCUAUCCACACUCCCCAUCCUGGGUCCUUCUCUGGCUCCACAGCAUUUUUUCUGAGGACAAACAGGGGACAUCUUUGGGUUUCUCAACUCUUGCUUUGGUGUCUGCAGCAGCAUGGAGACUGGGAGGGAGCCAGCAAGAGUGGGGGACGGGCUACCUAGAGAAAGGGAAGCAGGGCACUCUUUGCAAACAAGUGAGCAGAAGGAAGGGCUCCUUCUCCCUCCUUGGUGGGUUUUAAAGAUAGUCGCUCAGUUCUCUCCCACUUGCUCUUCUGUCUGCCUGUCUGCUCUUGACCCACAGAGCAUCCUCCUCCUCCUCUUCCCUCUCAGCUCAGGUGCUGGAAGGGAGGGUAGGAGAGAAGGGCUGCAGGCAGUUCCACCCAGUAGUGGCCCCUCAGGGCUGUGGCCCACAUGUGCUUCUAGGAUGUGUCUAACUCUGCCUGCCACCCAGACAGGAUGGCCCCAGAACUGCCACCAGGAAAGUCAGAUGACCUUGGGCCAGAGGCUUGGGCUGAUUGAUCUGGAAGAUCCUUUUCCGUGCUGACACUGUAUGGUUGUAAGCCUGGGUUUCUUGCAGUUUAUGAUUCUAUGGUCCAUGCCUAAGUUUGCCAGACCCCAAAAGACACGGGAAGGGUCUGAGUCACUAUUUGGUCUCUUGGCACGAGUCUAUGGGGACAUGGCAGCCGCUGGGUGUGAUGUGUGGGGUCAGAUGACCUACCUGGUUCUCUCUGCAAUCCUUCCUGGUCUCCCCUGGACUCUUGAGCUGUGUUUCUGGCCCCAGACAAGUCCUCAUUGGAAGGAAGCCUUCUGAGGUGGGAAGCAACCCCCUAGAGUCUGUAGGGCAGGCCUGAGUCUAGAAUUCCCACUUCUUUGCAAGGUCAGCAGGCUGCCAUCUCCCUGCUUGCCCCAGCCCCAGGAGAGGAGAAGCUGGCCCUUGGUCCUCACUUUGAAUUGUCCUUGGUCUUCACUUUGCACUUUGCCAGGAGGCCAGAGCGUAUGCUAAUUAACCAUCAGCUAACAGACCCUCCACCAGAGCCUGGCUGUGCCAGACGGGGCUUGCAUGUCCAUUCCCGCUGGCUGGUGCACUCAGCAGUCCCAGACUCCCUUGUUGCUCAGCAGAGCCUGUGGCUGCACCCCACCUUCACUGUAAGCCCCCAGAUUCCGUGUUACAGGGAGCACUUCCAUUUUCACAGGUGACCUUGCAGGGUGGGCCCCUCAAGGUUGCUGGGGUCAACUUUCUGCUCAGGCCACUGGCUCGGGAGCCUCAGACUCCCCACCCAAUCCUGGCUCUGGCCUAGGACCUUAGUGUGGGAGGUCAUGUUGGUGGUUUGGGGUUGGGGGGGGGUCCUUCCCCAUGUCACAUGACUUCUCUGGCUUCUGCCUCAGCCUCUGGCCCAGUGGGGAGAUGCUGUCCUGCAGCCCAUGCUAGAGGCAUCGUCUCCAUAAGGGACCUGUAGCUCAGAAUCACUGGGGUUAAGCCUGUGGAUCCCCCUAGCUCAGGCAUCGAUUCCCAGGCAUCAAUGGAGCAUCUGCCUGUGAGGCCUUCCUCCUACCUUCUUGCCCUUUGACCUUUUGGUUUGGAGCCACGGCUGUGGCUUUUGGCCUCAGCAGGCCUUCUGUGGACGCAUGGCUCCAGCGCACCUUGGGUCCAUGCCCCGGGGCGGCCCAGAGCUGCCGGCAGGGUGCUGGACACUGGCCAUUUGUGCCCGAGGUUCCCGGGCAGGGACAGUCUGUCCCCUCCUCUCACCAGGCCUCUAGAUCUGGAAUCUUGAGCAGCUGUGGGUCCCUGCUCCCCUCCCCAGGCCGUCCAGGCUGCUCCCUGGGGAUUCCAGACCCACCGGAGGCCAGGCUCUCCGUCCCUCUCCUGACCUUCGCUCCUCGUUCCCUGGCCCCGGAGCAGCGGCCCCUGCCUCCUGCUCAGGGCGUCGCUCCCCACUCUGUGUUGGUGGCACUGAGGACGAUGCCAGAGUUCCCGAUACUGAACCGGGCAACGUUUCCAGUAACGUCAAGGCAAACGUGUGUGUCCUCCUUUCCCCCGAAACGCUUUUCUGUUUGGCAGCCAACUUCCUAGACGGCAGGCCCACGGGGCUUUCGGGAACCUGCCUUUUCUCCGAGGGGAGGAAGGGGGGCAGCCCCCCACCCCGGGGAGAGGCCGCCUCUCCCUGGAGAAAGCCCCUCUGCGCACCCCGCACCCAGAAUCCGUUCCCGGUGCAGCCUCGCCUCCGUCCGGGGAGCCUGGGGGACGCGGGCGCGCCCCCUCGUGGCGGGGAGCCGCAAAGGCACGUGGGGGUCCCCACAGGCCAAACAGGCGCUUGGAGGGGGGCAGCGGGAGGUGGGGUGCUAGGAGGGGGCUCGGAUCUCGCCCUCGCCCGGGCCUGGGCUCCAGCCCGCCUUCUUGGCAGCGUGUCUCCCAGAUGCCCCUCUUCUAGGUCUCUCCGCCCCCCCCCCCCCCCCCCGGGAUAGCAAGUUAAUUAGCUUAAGGGCACCAUGAUGGGAAGCCUUGCCCUCUACCCAUUUUUUUAAUAUCUGCGGAAUAAACCCAAUGGUUGAUUUUUGAAUGAAUAAAAGGCUUUUGUUGAAUAAACAGUUGGUCCCAUCUUCUGUCUUGGCAUCUAGGCUCAGGCUCUCUCUACCGCCCAGAACCGGGACACACGCAGAAUUCAUACCCCCACCCCCGCCUGCCCCACCGCUCCGCAGCCUCUAUACUUGUUUUCCCUACGUCCUUGCAGGGACCUGGGGCUCCCAGUCUGACUCAGUGACCGGCUCUCUGAGACUCCGGGCCCGUCAGCCCUGCUCAGUUCCUCUGACCCUGGGAUGGGGAGCAGGUGUCUGCUCAGCCCCCCUCACAGGGUAAAAUGAGGAGUGGAGACCCAGCGUGUGCAUAGGGGUCAGAGCACCUUGCAGACGUGGUAGGCCAGUGGGGCAGUCUAAGUUGUCCUGUACCCCCCACCUGGUGCCUGCAACUUCAUACAGGAAUUAGGGCAACUCUUAACCAAAAAAAAAAAAACAAUGUCUCCUGGCUAUGGUUGUUUUCUUUCUGUUUGCCUUUCCAACUCCCUCUGAGCCUCUUUUUGGGGUGCUGUCCUGUCUGAAUGCGCUGGUAUGUGUCUCUGGGGAAGAAGCAGGCCCCUGCCCUGGUGGUGCAGGUGGGGGCAGGGUGAGGCCCCAGGGUGGUCAAGGGCCACUUAGCGUGCCCAGGCCUCCUCUCGUGCUCCUGAUGUAUGUCUGCCAUGUCAUGCCAAUUAAACACGCUUCCUGACUUGUCCUUGGCUCCCUUGUGUGGACCUGUUGCUUUGUCUGUUUCUGUUCUUUUUCAUUUCAUCUUUAGGUUUCUUCCUCCUCCUGUGACACCCUUUCUCUUGCUUUGGGUGUUGUCUGCCCAGUUUCCCCAAGACAAAGACUGUGCAAACCCUGGGGCAUAAAGAUUAAACCAGAACAUAUCAA